GCCACUUUGAUCCACGUGCGCAUUCACGCGCGCACUCGAAACUGAUCCUCCGACCCACCAAAAGCAGCAACCAUUAAUUUAUUUCGCCCUCCUUUUAUUAAUUACCAGGCAGCAAAUUCUUGCCGUAGAAAUUAGAAUUGCGAGCUGCACCAUCGCAUCCUUGUAAUCUAGUACGAAAAUUGUUCCGAUUUUUCCCUAAUUCUUUUUUCCGUCUCCGCAUCGGUCGAACGAAGAACAGAGGGUAGAAUCGUAGGUAGAAACAAGAACUGAAUUAGCGUGUGGUGAUUGCUGCCUCCGGCUGGUGGAUUGCUCCAAUUCGAUGGCAAGAUUGGCCGUUGAAUCGUGACUCAAUUUUCGGUGAUUUCCUCGUGGAAUCCGCGGAGAAAGGCGUCACCUUUGCGAUGCAGUACAACCACCGCAGCCGCCUGCUGCCGCCGCCGCCGUUCGGCCGCGGCGGUGGCGCGGGGUACCCCCGCGGCCACAAGCAGCUAUACGCUCCUCCUCCUCGGCCGCCGCAGCAUAAGUACGAGGUGCUCAUGGAGGCCGGUCGCCUCGCGGCCGAGUACCUGGUCUCCCAGGGUGUGCUCCCGCCGGCCGCCCUGCAGCGCAGCGCCGGCAGCGCCGGCGCGUGGGCCGCUCCUUCUCUUCCUCCGCCGCCGCCGCAGCUUCAGCAGCAGGAGCCCCCCGCGUUCUACGGUCGGAGGAGGUACGAUGACGAGUACAGCAACAACCCUAGCGCCCGGCCUAGGCGGACCAAUGGCACUAGUAGUAGUACGAGCAGUAGAGAUGAUUACAGCAGUGGUAGCUACAAUGACAGAGGGAAGAGGAAGUAUGGGGAGUACAGGAGGGGGUAUUCGGAUUCAAGUAGGGACAGGGAGAAGGAGAGGGGAAGGGCAUUUUCAAAUGGCCGGCUCUAUGAGGAGGAUGAGGAUGAAGAUGAGGCUCCUGGGUUUCGGAGGGAGCUGCGAGGGAGUCGGGGGAGUGUUGAGGUGAGGAGUAGUGUUACAGAGGCGGUGAGGGAGGAGAUGCCGUUGACAGCGAAGGCUGUUGGGGAGUUGGACAUAGACGAUACUAGGUCGAAGGCUGUGAGCUCCGUUGAAGAUGUUCAGAAGGAUGCUGAUGCUGUGCCUGAGGUGCAGGGUGAGAACGAGGAGGGUGAGGUGGAUGGCGAUAGCAAGGUGUUGAAUUCAGAAUCAGAGGUAGUGGAACAAGCGAUAAAUACUGAUGCUACUAAUGCUUCUACUGGUGUGGAGUUGGAGCCAAUGCAUUUACCAGGUGGUAAGAUUCCCGAAGAGAAAGCUGAUGAUGAAAAAGUUUUGGAUGAGGCUGCUUUGGAUCAUAAUACUUUUGAUCUUGAGGUCACAAAUGUGCAGAACAAUAUGUGUGAUGAUAUGAGGAAUUGGCUUGACUAUUGUGAUUUUGCAAGAGCUCCAACAAGGCCCAGGUCAGUGCGUGCACACAAAAAUACAGCACCUAUCCCAGGAGAAACUUCAGUAGCUGAAACAGUUGAUCUAGUUUCUUCUGGACAAGCUUCUCAGAUGGUAAUAGAUGGAUCUGCAGAGGAGAGCUCUUUGACUAACAUCCAGUCAGAAAAUAGAGAAGAUCAAACCUGCCAGGAAAACACUAACUCUAGUGUUGUCUGUGAUGAACCAAUGGAACCAAUGCUUCUUCAAGAAAUUGGAACAUCAGUUGUGACUGAAAAUAUGAAAGAAGAGAAGGGUGAUGCACAUGUGGUCCAGGAAUAUAUGGAAGAAACCGAUCCAUCUCCGUUGAAGGUUUCUCACAAGGAUAGCUUGAUGCAAGAAACCGGCUUGUCUCCCUUAACAGCUUCUCACAAGGAUAGCUUUAUUAAAGAAACUGAAUUAUCUCCAUUGACAGUUUCUCACAAGGACAGCUUGAUGCAGGAAACUGACUUGUCUCAGACAAUGUCUUCUCACGAGAAUAACUUAAAGUUGCAAUUUAAGGAAGGAACACAGACCUGUGAUAUUGAUAUGCUGCCACAAGAUGUCGACUUGAUCAAAAUGUCUGAUCAAAGGGAAAUAGUUUGUUCUGAACUAUGUCCUAAUGUUGGGGCUGAAGCUGCCAUCGAAUUGGAAGAAGGAAAGAUGGACCAAUCUAGCUCAUUCAAAGUAUCUUAUCUUGACCUAGUUGGUGGUAAAGAGGUUGCUGCAAUACAUGAUAAUACAGCGUCUGCAACUGGAUUUUCCAUAGAUUCACAUAAAAAACAGCAUGAAGGCCCUGAAACCACUGCAGGUGCCAAUGCCAGUGCUACAGAUGAUAUAUGCCACCUUCCAUUAGAGAAUAAGGAUGUUCAAGUAAUUGAUAUAGAAUGUGACACACCGAUCGAAGUUGGUGGCUUUGGCUCUUCGAAAUCAAAGGUGUUACUGUCAUGGAUGAUCCAAUAUAUGGGUCCCUCACUGAUUUUGUCAUGUUUUAGAUGUCCCUACCUUUCAGUCAAACAAAUGUGGAUUCUUGGUGCAAUAUCUAAGCACAAGGCUGAUGACUUGCACUGUGUGAAUUGUGGAUGGAAGGGCCAUGUCGGUCUAUAUGCCAAGAACGAAAAAGCUGUUAUAGCUGUCUGCUUUCCCGGUUUCCUUCGCGCUGGAAUAGCUGGAAUGACCUAUAUUGACCGAACUCUGGAUGCAAAACUGAAUGCAACCUCUUUUGUUCCAUUUAGGAAAUGGAAUGGAACAUGAUCAAACAACUUUGCUCACAUGUCCUGUGCCAUAUUUCUACUCGAUUAUGUACUUGGAAAAGAUAUAGACAAUUGAUGAAUAUAAAUGUAACUCCUGUGAACUUAGAAAAUGAGAAAAACAAGUCUUUAAAAGAAUAUUAGGUUACACAAUACUUUCAAAUACAUUACGUUAUUCCUUCAUUAGUCAGCAAGCUUGUCUGUACAAUAUGGAGGGCAAAAUCUCAGUCUGUAGUAAUGCUAUAUUCAAAUACACUAUUUGGUAGUUACUCAUCCACAUAUUUAUACGUUGACAUUGUGGAACUUUGAAGAAUCAUUAUGCUAUAUGUCCAGUCUGCCUAGAAAUUUGUGGCAAAAUUGUGUUUCCUGUGGUCACUGAUCUCAUCUAACUGAGCAAGUAUUCAGUACAUGGGCAAACCCCCUCAACUACAAGAAAGAGGUGAGAUCUCUCAUAGCAUCGCCCGGGGGUCCAGGCCCAGUAGCUCUUUUAAUCACCGAAGGCGAGCCUUCAUUUUCGAAGCCUAGCUGGUCCACCCUCUGUACACUUUCCACAGUGGAGAAGCCUCACUCAUCGCUUGCAUAACCCCCUAUAUUUGUUACUCUGUGCUUCCAUUCACUCAUGUGAACUGGAAUCCGAAAAUAUUUGUGUUUGUUUUAUGAACUCGAUCUGAGAUACCUGUGUUGCUGUGUUUGCUUAUGUAAAUUGGGGCAACGAGCUUCCAAGAGCUGAGCUCGAGCCUGACUGAGUUCGGAUCGAGCUGACUCGAGCCUGACUGAGUUCGGAUCAAGCUGAGCUCAAGCCUGACUGAGUUCGGAUCAAGCUGAGCUCGAACCCAGGCUCUAGGGCCAAACCAGGCUCACUCGAGCUCGGCUCAAGUUUGUGUCGAGCCAAGCCUGGGCACUGGGCUCAUUCGGCUCGUUGACAGCCAGAGUUUGCUGGAUGGUACCUUGUUGGAUGAUAUCUUAAGUAAGUUUCCUUCCGGAGCUGAAGCAUCUCUUUUUCUUUA
This is a messenger RNA of Phragmites australis (common reed), 3699 nucleotides long. RefSeq lists its product as uncharacterized. The coding region runs from base 402 to 2696 and encodes 764 amino acids. The transcript is spliced from 4 exons. The record is from RefSeq and is a predicted model, not a curated record. NCBI's taxonomy places the organism in Eukaryota, Viridiplantae, Streptophyta, Magnoliopsida, Poales, Poaceae.